Messenger RNA from Scomber scombrus (Atlantic mackerel), 3064 nucleotides. RefSeq names its product glycine N-methyltransferase (gene gnmt). Gene Ontology annotation, biological process: protein homotetramerization; S-adenosylmethionine metabolic process; regulation of gluconeogenesis. The record is from RefSeq and is a predicted model, not a curated record. Gene Ontology annotation, cellular component: cytosol. Bases 101 to 988 code for a protein of 295 amino acids. Gene Ontology annotation, molecular function: S-adenosyl-L-methionine binding; glycine binding; glycine N-methyltransferase activity. The transcript is spliced from 6 exons. NCBI's taxonomy places the organism in Eukaryota, Metazoa, Chordata, Actinopteri, Scombriformes, Scombridae.
UUGUUGGCUAGCAUGUGAGAAAGAAUCUCUGUUAUAUAAGUAGACCGUUUUCAUACAUUCAAGUCAGCUGAAUACUCUCGCAGAUUGAAGCAGCAGCAUCAUGUCGGUCGACAGCGUGUUUAGGACCCGCUCCCUCGGUGUGGCCGCCGAGGGUCUUCCUGACCAGUAUGCCGACGGCAAAGCAGCGAAAGUCUGGCAGCUGUACAUCGGAGACACGCAGAGUAGGACGUUGGAGUACAAGAGCUGGGUGGUAUCUUUGCUGAGAGAGCAUGGGGUGCGGAAAGUGCUGGAUGUAGCCUGCGGAACAGGAGUCGACUCCAUUAUGUUGCUCGAGGAGGGCUUCAAUGUGGUGAGUGUGGAUGCCAGCGACAAAAUGCUCAAGUAUGCACUGAAGUCGAGAUGGGACAGAAGAAAAGAAAAAGCUUUCGACCAGUGGGUAAUUGAAGAGGCCAACUGGCUGAUGUUACAAGAUGACAUUCAGAAACCAGGCGAUGGCUUUGAUGCUGUUAUCUGCCUGGGCAACUCAUUCGCUCAUUUACCAGAUUUUAAAGGGGACCAGAGUGAACAGAAGUUGGCCCUUCAGAACAUUGCCAGUAUGGUGAGACCAGGUGGUAUCCUCAUCAUUGACCACCGCAACUACGACUACAUUUUGGAGACCGGGAAAGCACCAAAAGGCAAAAAUAUUUACUACAAGAGCGAUCUAACUCAGGACAUCUCCACCUCAGUGCUGUGGGUCAACAGUAAACCUCAUAUGAUCACACUGGACUACACCAUCACUGUGCCUGAGGCUGCCCUCCAGAAUCUUCCUGAAGUCAGUAAAUUCCGUCUGUCCUACUACCCUCACUGUCUGGAGAGCUUCAAAGGUUUGCUGAAAGGGGCAUUCAACGGUAAAGUGGAGCACAGCGUCUACGGAGAUUUCCAGACAUACAUCGCGGGUCAGUCCCAAGCCCCGUGCUACUUCAUCCAUGUCUGUAAGAAGACAGCCUAAGAGCCCUACCCAUCAGCUCUGCCCUGUUUAAGUCCCAACAUGCUCCUUCAAUCUUCCAGAUUACGGAAACAUUUAAUUAGAAUAUGUUUUCAACAUAUAUCAUCUCAUAUUUCUUGUAAAAAUAGAGUUUUUUGACAAAUAAUGGAAAGUAAUACACAAUGUUUGGUCACUUAGGACCGGUUAAGUCAAGAACACAUAGACUCUAAAAUCAUCCACGUGUCCCUGAUAGAUUGUUGACUGCAGUGUCCCAUGUUAAUACUUGAGCAUACAUAAGAUCGGCCUUUACAGAAAUGCUUGAGCUACUAAGUCUCUUUGCCUCUACUAGGAACAACUGGAUGAUUUUUAUCUAUGUGCUCUGAUAGCAUGAGUGGAGUUAACCACAGCUAGUUCUUCGAACUUUCAAAUAGAUCAAUAGUCUUAAUAGGAAGAGCUUAGGUUACAAAAUAACACCUACAGAGUGUUCUUCAUUUCUUAAAAACAGAUUCACUCAAACUGUAUUGGACCAUUGUUUUGCCCAUCGUUUUGUCUAUCAUCUACCCAAUAUGCUGCUUAUGUGUUACAUUUUCUUCAGUUUCUGUCCACCCAGCUUCUUCCCUCCCUGAACUUUAAUAUCCAAAAUGAACAUGUUUCAAAAUGGUGCUGCACACCGGUGAUAUUCCUCACGAGGGGAAUACUUGUCCAUCGCCAGUUAUGUAAAGAGAUGUAUUCAUAGACAAUUCUAUUUUGUACGUUUACCACAAUGGUCUUAAAUGCACAGAUAAAGCAUCUGUGUCUUUGAUUAUGUUACCAUUUCUUUUUUCAUGUAUUGUUGAACUGGAAAAGAAAGAAAGGAGAUGAUCUCAUUUUGGCCUCCUGCCUUUCUUAACCAUCAGAGAAAUCUUUGACAGGCACAGCAUGAUGACAGUUUCACUGUGUUGGUCUCACUUUUAUGAGAGCCCCCCCACAAUCAAGUGUCAUUUACUUAACUGUCAUCUUGCACAAUCAUUAACAUCACUUUAAGUAGUAAUCAAAACAGCUAGUAAGUCUUGUGAAUCACCACCUAGGCCUGUUAGUUUUAGUUUAACCUGCUUGGAGUGUCACACAAGGUACAACAGGAAUUGCUUACCUGUCAAGCAAUCUGUGAAGACAACAAGGAGUUCAAUCAUAGGAAUGAUUGGGAAUUAUCCACCGUUGAUUGCUUUUUACCAUCUUACCAAAUGCCUCUCCAGGUCCAGAUCUGACAUCUGACCUUUCUGAGGCAGGCAGAAAGAAAAAAUUAUGUGGCUCAAGACUUCUCAUAUUUUAAAAUAAUUUGCCUUUAUUUUAACAAUUAAGACUUUGUUUCACUUUGUUUUCUCUUACUGUGUGGUACAAUAAAGUUGACUGUAUUUGAGCCAACAGCAGCCUUCACAUUAUUUGGUCAUUUCCACUUAUAAACCUGUGAUUGUUAUCCAUUGAAUGUGACAGCAAAAACUACAGAAUCAUUUUAUGUUUACUCAAACAGCCAGUGGCUAAGCAGGGUUUUACCAAACUGGUUAAAAAUACAAACAGUUGCCCAACACUCUUCUUCUCAACCAAAGACUUUUGAAAAGUAUUAUUUUCUUUGCUCAAUUUUGAAUUUGUUUUAUUCAAUUGUUCUGCACAGAUGCACUGUGCCGUCUCUCAAAUAAUUGAGUUUACCCAAAUAAUGAGGGAACAAUGGGAGAAUAAUUUAUGUUGCUGUAUUAUCCAGCUCCAAAUACAUUUUGUUUUCAUACCAAAUUAAAAAUGAGAGAGCUCCAGAAAUCAAAUGUUAUCCCUGCCCCUGCUGUUUGCCAACAGGGCCGCAUGGUGCAUUCAAAUGUUGUGCCAGUGCCUGUUGUAGAACAAAAUGUACGGUGUGCUGUAGUAUGUGAUUAAUAUGAGAUCAGCAGUAGGUUCAGAAUGUGGUAAGAAAGGCUGUGGGUUUGGAAGUUUAUGAAGAAAUCAAACUAUUUCAGAACAGUCUUAUUAUGUUACAAUUCUUUUAAAAAAAGGUGUAAAAACUGUUAAAAUUUUUAUUGCUUAUAUAAUUAUUGGAAUUAUUUUGCAUGGAAUAAAAAGAAAUUGAGAUAAGUG